Molecule: messenger RNA, 1205 nt
Organism: Spea bombifrons (plains spadefoot toad)
Lineage: Eukaryota; Metazoa; Chordata; Amphibia; Anura; Pelobatidae
Gene: TNFRSF9
Product: TNF receptor superfamily member 9
Exons: 7
Coding region: 11-808 (265 amino acids)
Biological process (GO): regulation of cell population proliferation
Cellular component (GO): external side of plasma membrane
Molecular function (GO): signaling receptor activity; cytokine binding
Source: RefSeq, a predicted model, not a curated record
AUUGCAUACAAUGGGGAAAUUUGCGUGGCUGCUGCUUGCUGGAUUCCUGGUACUCUGUGCCAGAGUUUCUGUGGGCAGCGAUGCUUGCCACACCAGUGAUGGAACGUGCUGCAGCAAAUGUUACCCAGGUUAUAUGCUUAUCGGUGAUAGAGGGUGUGGAAAAUGUAAAGCGUGCCCCCCGAAAAGCUACACGGAUCAGCCAAAUGAUUUGCACUAUUGUAACAGAUGUAAAAGAUGUGAAGGUAUUUUCCAGUAUAAAGAACUUUGCUCCCCCACUUCAAAUGCGGAAUGCGAAUGUAUCGUCGGAAAAAGAUGCGUUGGGGAAAACUGUGAACAAUGUGAAAAUAUCCCCUGUUCUACGGGGCAAGAACUGGCUGGAGAGAAAUGCGUGGAUUGCCCACAUGGAACGUUUAACCCUGGAAUAGAUGGUCCCUGUAAACCAUGGAAACGUUGUGAACAUACGAACGUUUUAGUUAAUGGAACCCGUAGCUCAGAUGUGGUUUGUCUGAGUGACGUGACCAAGGCUACAGAAAGAGCAACCACAGUAACCUUUCCAGUCACCGAGGCGACAAGAAGACCAGCUGAUUCGGCUGGAGGAAUGGUCACCAUCUACCUCAUCAUUUUUGUCGUGGUGUGCUCCCUGCUGAUGUUGCCUUUUGUUAAAUAUUCAGUAAAAUGCUUGAAGAUGAUGAAAAACCAACUCCAGAAAGUGCCUAUUGAAGUCAGAGCCCCGGAGGAGGAAGAAGCCUGUAGCUGUCACUUUCCAGAGGAAGAACAAGGAAACGAACGGCUCACAGAGGAUGCCUAGCGUACUGCUGGCCAAAGCAAAUCUCGGCUGCUCUGCACUGACAAAGGAGGUUUACCAUUUCUAUCCGGCGUAAUGUCCUACGGAGGCCAUCGGUUGGGUUCCACUGCAGUAGCCUUGGGAUAAUAGAAGAUAGUCCAUGUCCAUCAAAACUCAGUAAAAACCAGGGCAAGUAUCUCCUUCUUCUAUAGAAACAAGGACAAUGGUGGGAAAGAGAUGAACCCAACAUGGCCAGUCUUGGGCAUGACUCCAUGCGUGUGGCAGGCGUGGUGUGUCCCAUGUCCAAUUUUUUUGCAGCUGUGCUUGAAAUAAGAUACAAAGGCACUCAAUAAAUCUGUCCGUUGCCUUUACCUGGAAGGAUUAAAUUACAGGGGACUUUCGGAAUGAGCCAUGCAGGAAA